AUGGAAAUAGCCUUCCCGGAUAGACCUCCAUUACCAUCAGCAGUCAAAUGCAAAACUGUAGACCUUAAAGAAAUUGAUGAUAGAAUCUCACUAGAUCAAGAAUCAGAUACUUGGAUAUUUGAACAUCAAGAUCAAGAAUAUCAAUAUGAUUAUAAUCAGGAUAAAUGGAUUCAAAAAUCACGAAAACAUAAACGUACGGAAGAAGAUGAGGAUGACGAGGAUGAGAAAUUGAAUAAACAAGAUAUAAAAAAACAUAAGAAGGAACAAAUGUCGAUCCUAAAACAGCGAUUGGCUAAAUUGAAACAAGAACAUAAACAAGGUAGUACACAACCGCUGAAAGAGGGUGAAGAAACGAAGAAUAAGAAUCACGCGGUCUUUAUAUCGAAUUUACCAUUAGACAGUACCGAAGAACAGAUAAUUGAACAGUUUAGUAAAUAUGGAUUAAUCUCGGAGGAUUUCAAAACUGGUAAACCAAGAGUUAAACUAUAUUAUCAAGAUGAUGGGAAGUUCAAAGGGGAGGCAUUGGUGAUAUAUCAUAAUCCUGAAAGUGUCACUAUGGCAAUUGAAAUGGCCGAUGGAACUCAUUUUGGUACUGAAUUGAAUGAAAAGAUUUCUGUUCAGCCUGCUUCAUUUAAGAAUAAUGAUAAGAAGAAGGAAGCAGAUGAUGCUGAGAUUAAGAACAAGAGAAAGGAAAUAAAUAAGGCUAGACAAAAGACGAAUAAGAAGCUUACAUCUUGGGAAUCAGACGAAGAGCAGGAAGGAGAAGUCGUAAGAUAUGAAAAUACUUUAAACAACAUUAAGCAGAAAAUUUUACUUAAAAAAUUAAUUGUAUCAUUAAAAGGAAUGUUUCGAAAACAAGAAUAUCAAACUGAUAAAUAUUUACAAUCAGAUAUUACAGAAGAUAUUAAAGAUGAAUGUCUGAAAUUAAACAUUGAACAAGAUAUAAAAACCAUAGAGUUUAAUCCCGAUAACGAAGAAAUUAAUCUUUUCAUAAUCGAUAUUUUGAUGGCUUACAAAUAUCAGCAUCAUUAG
Messenger RNA from Hemisphaericaspora subhashii, 1032 nucleotides. RefSeq names its product U2 snRNP complex subunit. Gene Ontology annotation, cellular component: U2-type spliceosomal complex; U2 snRNP. NCBI's taxonomy places the organism in Eukaryota, Fungi, Ascomycota, Pichiomycetes, Serinales, Debaryomycetaceae. The record is from RefSeq and is a predicted model, not a curated record. Gene Ontology annotation, molecular function: RNA binding. The coding region runs from base 1 to 1032 and encodes 343 amino acids. The transcript has 2 exons.